Sander lucioperca (pikeperch) is the source of this 4365-nucleotide messenger RNA. RefSeq names its product suppressor of cytokine signaling 5-like. The record is from RefSeq and is a predicted model, not a curated record. Gene Ontology annotation, molecular function: 1-phosphatidylinositol-3-kinase regulator activity. Gene Ontology annotation, cellular component: phosphatidylinositol 3-kinase complex. The transcript has 2 exons. Gene Ontology annotation, biological process: phosphatidylinositol phosphate biosynthetic process; intracellular signal transduction. Bases 2438 to 4093 code for a protein of 551 amino acids. NCBI's taxonomy places the organism in Eukaryota, Metazoa, Chordata, Actinopteri, Perciformes, Percidae.
AAAGAACAGCAGACCGAAUAAUUUAUGCCAGCUACAAUUUGUCCCUGUUAUUUUAUGUCCUACUACAUAAAUGAUGAUGAAUCUCAUUUUGUGCCAAGGAAUCCCCAGAGGGGUGAAUAAGGGCUGGUGAGGUUUUUACUGUGCUAGAGCUGAUUUGAUAUUGAAUUGAUAAAAGCGAGGAGGGUAGAGUGUUUUCAAUUUACACUUUAAUGCCGGGUGAGAAAGCUAAAUGAAAGCCAUCUCAACCCUCUGGCCUCCUUAUGAUUGGCUCUGGAAAAUGAAGCUUGAUCUUGUAAUAAAUGCUCGGGGAGCGCAGCGCCUCACCCUCGCGGUGCCCUCAUCCUCAAACGGCCAACGUGAUGAUUUGAUGAAUCAUACUUUUCAAGGUGCUUGACGAUGUCCAUAUUUUCUGUUUGUGUCUCAGUGUGUUUCAGUCUCAGAACCCUAACAUUAUCAUGUGGUAUCAGUGUUGAAUCAAAAAAAAAAAAAACCUGUCUUAUACAGCCUCUGUCUUUGAAUGUGGCAGAGCGGAGGUGCAUGUAUGUGUAAUAUGGUCUUAACCUUUGGAUCACUUUUGGUUGCAUCAUAAGGCAGGGAUAACCAUUCACGUUUUAUUUCAGCAGAGCCAUAGGAGGUCUGUCUAGUAAAGAUGGUUAUUUACAGAUAUCUUUUCCAAUUGUAUUUUUUACUCUCCCUUGAUAUUGAUAACUUAUGCUUAUUUUCUAUAAUCGCAUGUUUUGCCACACUAAUACAGCACUGUUGUAGAUAGAGGACAUGGUGGUUGAUGGUGUCCAGAGUCACCAACAGCUAGAGAGCAGAAAUCGUGCAACUCAUGUAUGUUUAUACCACCUAAAUGUCACUGUUUACAUCUCUCUUGAAUAAUGCCCAAUUCAUCGUACGUGAUGUCAUGAAUACUCCAUUGUCUCACUAUGUAACGCAUUAAAGAACUGAAGCCUUCUCGCACAUGAGCUGGCUGGGUAGAGCCUGAAAACAAAAGCCGUCUACCCCCGAAACCAUGGACUCCGUGUGAGUCUCGGUAGGCUUUUUCAAGUGAUAACUGUAUGAGACAUGUAAUGCCUGUUUUUCUAGUUAUGCGGUGAUGAGAGUAUAGCUUUCCUGGCUUUGUGUUUGAACCGUUAGCUGUCAUGUCCUGAUAAACUGUUCAUGUGGUGCCUGAAAUGCACAGCUCCAGCAUCUUCAAUAUGUUGAUUUAAUGGUCUUCAGUAGUAUUCUAGUCAUGGAUUUCUUCAGAGCAGGCUCUUGGAUAGAUCUGACUUACUAAAAGCAUCACACUCAUGCCCACAAAGGACUUCUGUGAGUUAACAAUGCUGACAACUUUAAGACUCGGCUAUCUUUUUUUUUUAAACUAUUCACUAUACUGUAUAUCAAUGUGUUAUGUUACAAAUGGCUCAGAUUAUCCUUUUCAUAGCCUCUGUAGCUUUGGACAGACUACAUAUUAAUGCGAAUGGACAUAGAGGUACAGUGCAUCAGAUUUCUACAAGUGUCUGUGCAUAAUGAAGAUGCAGCAGGGGAUGACAAUGCUUAUCUGAGCCACAAAUGAUGUGAUUAUGAGUAAACAGAACACUAAUAACAGGCCAAGGAAUAUGUUUACUCCAUGUUUACAUUCCAGUGAUGCAUGAAAUGAGUUGGGAAAUGCACUUCACAUGUUAAGCCUGGUGUAUUUUCACCUACCAAGCAUCCACUAGGAGGUACAGAGCCUGUGUCUUAUGAAGAUGUCUACCAAGUGGUCCCAAGAUCAUGUUAAUGUCCCUGCCAGGCUAAAUUAUUGAAUUAAUGCAGCCAGCUGUAGGCUACAUUGCAUAGAUUUGUCUUGUACAAUUUAUAUUUAAUUCUGAUGACUCCCCAGACAUUUUCUAAUAUUUUAUGAACCUUUUGCAUCCCACGCUUACUCUACUUUUUUACUGUCACUCAUAAUGUGUGAAUGGUCUGAAGUGCAGCAUUCGUCGGAUCAUUGACAGUCCAAAUAAAGAGGUUCAGUUCUUUUGCAACUACACUUGUGGUUUGUGUUUGUGUCUAUUCACUUUGUUACAUAUUGGACACGCCUUUUAGCAGCUGAAAAAAGUCCGCUGCUUUCAUUGCUCUCAUUCCGACGUUACUUCAAUUACUUUUUACUUCCGGGUUGCACUGGUUUUAGGUUUUGGCAGUUCAUUUAUCAAGCUAAUAUGAGCUAGCCGCCUUUUUGUUAACGCCAUUAGCUAGUUUAUCUAAGAAGAAACGGGAGCUAUUUCGUCGGGAAACUGCAUAACAACUGCUUGGUUGUUUUGAACCAUUUAUGGCUACAAUACAUGGACACUGAUAAUGAUGUCUCACACAAGGGAUGUGGAUGGGAAACCUGCCUAAAGCUAACUGCAAUUACAAGUCAUUCCUUGGCAACUCCCUGUUGCACAACCAUUGCUUUUUCACCACGUAGUCCAUCAUGUCGUUACCAAAGGAGUCAGGGAACAGAGGGAAGGAUCGAGAGAGGGGGGCCCGUCCAAAGGUGAGACAGAGCCGGUCAGAGGAGAGACGAGGUUCAGGCGGUGGACGGAAAGGUGGAAAGGGGAAGAAGAAAGGCAUGGCUUCGCAUGAACUGGCGGCUGAGAGGCCUGUCAGCGAUGGCUUUGAGUACGGUGAGCUGUUGAGCGACCUGGAGACCGUGGACCAGUCUUCCUCCUCGCCUCUGAAGGAGAGCUGGAGAUGGCAGGGUCUGGAAGCCGCCGCCUCAUUCCUAGGACAAGAACGGGUAACAGCCAGGUCAGGACAGGGAACAGUUAGCUCUGCUACAGAGAUGCCUGCACCCGGUGAAGGUGAGGGCAGAGGGUCAAGCAGCAGUCGCACUCUCCGGCAAAAAAUCCAAGACGCAAUGGGGCAGUGUUUCCCGUUAAAGACGCACAGUGCGGCAGCGUCGGCUCCAUCUCCGCAGGCUCUUUCGUCAUCAGUUGCCUGUGCCUCUUCGAGGCGCAAGAUCCAUCUCAGUGAGUUGAUGUUGGACGACUGCCCUUUCCCCGUAGGAUCGGAACUGGCUCAAAAGUGGUAUCUCAUUAAGCAACACACGGCCCCCAUUACCCAGCCUCCCACGCUUGAUUCUGCGGUAGUGUGCAGUGCCCCUACCGCAGCCGCGGCUACUGUGGUGGAGGACGUCGACGACAGGUUGCGAGAGCGCAGGCGCAUCAGCAUCGAGCAAGGCGUUGAGCCACCACCCAACGCAGAGAUCCACACGUUUGAGGUCACAGCCCAAAUUAACCCCCUCUACAAGCAUGGCCCUAAGCUGGCUCAUGGUAUGAAUGAGUUAGCCGUGGCUGACAGAGCCUCCGUUCAUCAGCAGCAACAACAGCAGCUUCUUCUCCAAAGACAGCAGCAGCACCAGCUCCUUCUACAGAGCUGUUUGGACACUCUGGACGAGGUGGCGGCCUCAGCGUCCGCCUCAUCAGCUGCGUCCGCCCCUGUCCAGACCUGCGCUGCUACCCCCGACCCUCUGGUUUACCCAGAGGUGACGGCAACCAACGUGCCCUCCAGAGCCAUACUGCCUCCAACUGAGGAUCCCAAAUGUCACGACGGCUACCGCAUACACACUCAGAUCGACUACAUCCACUGUUUGGUUCCAGACCUGCUGCAGAUCACCAACCUCCCGUGUUACUGGGGGGUGAUGGACCGCUACGAGGCAGAGACGCUGCUGGAGGGGAAGCCCGAAGGCACCUUCCUCCUGCGUGACUCGGCCCAGGAAGACUACCUCUUCUCCGUUAGCUUCCGCCGCUACGGCCGCUCGCUGCACGCGCGCAUCGAACAGUGGAACCACAACUUUAGCUUUGACGUGCACGACCCCAGUGUCUUCCACGCUCCGACUGUUACGGGGUUGCUGGAGCACUACAAGGACCCCAACUCCUGCAUGUUCUUCGAGCCCCUGCUGUCUAACCCCAUCCAUCGCACGCAGCCCUUCACCCUGCAACACAUCUGCCGGGCGGUCAUAAGCAGCUGCACCACCUAUGAUGGCAUUAACACGCUUCCCAUUCCAAAUGCGCUGAAAAAGCACCUAAAAGAAUACCACUAUAAGCAAAGAGUACGUGUACGGCGAAUGGAUACCUGGUGGGAAUAAGGAACAACAACAACAAAAAAAAAAUACUGACUAAAAGAAACGACUAAAUACAUUUUAAACGCUCCUCGAACUGAACGAGUCUUGUUCUUCACUCUAUCUGGCUGUGUAAACCUACACUGCAAUGUACUUAUUUUUUAAAUUCCUGCUGUACAUGACUUAGUUGUACUAAACUACACUGAUGAGACAAUAUAUGUAAUCUCACUGAUCUUGCACACUCAAAGUUCUUUAUGCUCAAAUUAAACAAACUUAUUUAGAUCUGUGGUGUUCAACUA